CCUGCUCUGCAGCCCCUGCGUCUGCGACUCGCCAUCAUGCGGCCACUCGCCGCCGCACUCUGCCUCGCGCCUCUCCUCGCUGCGCCUCUCGCCGCCGCCGCUGCUGCAGCGGACGCCGCCUCGCUGCCGCCGCCGCCGCUGCGCAUCGCUAUCAUCGGCGCCGGGCCGGGCGGCACCAGUGCCGCCUACUGGCUCGCGCGCGCGCAGCAGCAGCUCGAUGCUGCCGCUCUGCUCUCCGCCGAGAGUCAGGCAGCUGGCGGCGGCCAGCGCACGGCCGUGCCGCUGCGCGACGCCUUCGACGUGACGGUAUACGAGCGUGAGGAGCGUAUCGGCGGACGGACCGCCAUCGUGCAUCCCCAUGAUGACGACUCGCUCGAGGCCAUAGAGCUCGGAGCCAGCAUCUUUGCGGAUGUCAACUACAACCUGAAGCGCGCUGCCAAGCAAUUCGGCCUGCCCACGGACGCGAAGCUGGGCGAGGACGAUGCGACAGUGGGCAUUUGGGACGGACAGCAGUUUCUGGUCGAGGGCCUGGACGACUCGUGGUGGAACAGCGCACGCAUGCUCUGGCGCUACGGUUAUUCGCCCAUGACGACGAAGAAGCUCGUCACGAAGCUUGUCUCGCUCUUCGUCAGCAUGUACGAUGCAAAGUUCCUGCAUGCGCCACGCGAUGAGCACGCCAACGCUACGGCCAGUGGCUUCCCGUGGGCGACGAUGGAGGAGCUGAGCAAGGCGGUGGGCUUCAAGGAUCUCUCGAACCAGGUGGCGGGCGACUACUUUGCCAAGCAGGGCGUGACGAAGCUCUUUACCGACGAGGUCAUCGAGGCCGCCACGCUCGUCAACUACGGCCAGGACAUCUACUCGAUCCACGCCGUCGGCGGCGGCGUCUCGCUUGCGGCAUCUGGCGCCACUGGCAUCCGCGGCGGCAACUACAAGCUGUUUGAGGAGUUCCUGGGGCGCAGCGGUGCACGACUGCGCAUGGGGCUAGGCGGCCAAGUCACUGGGCUCGUCAAGUUCGCCAGCGCCAGUGCCGCACUCGAGGCUGGGCACGUCCAAGCAAGCGAUGUCUCGCAGAUGCGCGACGAAGGCGUCAAGUGGUGGGUGGGCACCCGCAGCGGGGCAGGCGCGCUCUACGACCGAGUCCUCGUCGCCACGCCCUGGCACAACGCCGGCAUCACGCUGAUGAACACGCACGCGACGAUCCCGACGCCGCCAUACGUGCAUCUGCACGUCACGCUGCUCGUGACGAAUGCGAGCCAGCCGAACCCGCGAUACUUUGGUCGCGGCGACCAGGACGUCGUGCCGACUAGCGUGCUGACGUCGCACGAGGCCCUGCGCGCUAUGGCCAAGAAGAAGAAGGCGGGCAAGGAGAAGCCGGAGGCACUGCAGCGCCGCGCUCAAAUACCCCUCAUGCCCGCUGGCAAGCUCGGCUGGUGGCCCGGCGAAGGCAAGCACGAGCCCGUGCUUGAGUUCAACAGCCUCAGCUACCUCUCCAAGCUCGAGCCGCGCAACGCCAGUGUCUCUUCAAAAGAUGAGCACGUCGUCAAGAUCUUCUCGGCGGCAGCACUGAGCGAUGCACAGCUGGAGCGCAUCAUGGGCACGGGCAACGUGCUCUGGGUGCGCCGGCAGGAGUGGGACGCCUACCCCGAGCUGCGUCCCACGGCCGAGUUCCCAAAGCUGCACGUCGAUGACGGCCUGUUCUUCCUCAACGCCUUUGAGCGGCUGAUCAGCACAAUGGAGACAGCGACCGUCUCGUCGCGCAACGUCGUCGCCCACCUGCUCGAGCAGGAGCUGGGCUGGGACUUUGUGCACGGCGGCGCCAACUGCUCAGAUGUGCCCAGCGACGUGCAGCAGCGCGCCGCUGCCGCAGCUGACCACGACGCGUGGAGCGGAUGGGGCUGUCACUCGGGCUGAGGCUAGUCUGCCCGUCCCGCUCCUCAACGAUUCUCUCUCGCGCCUCCUUUGCUUGUACUAUGUCUGUCACCCACGCUUCCUAACGAUGCCUUCUUUGCUCUGCGCACGCCCGC
Tilletiopsis washingtonensis is the source of this 2024-nucleotide messenger RNA. RefSeq lists its product as hypothetical. Gene Ontology annotation, biological process: prenylated protein catabolic process; prenylcysteine catabolic process. The record is from RefSeq and is a predicted model, not a curated record. NCBI's taxonomy places the organism in Eukaryota, Fungi, Basidiomycota, Exobasidiomycetes, Entylomatales. The transcript is spliced from 9 exons. Bases 37 to 1911 code for a protein of 624 amino acids. Gene Ontology annotation, molecular function: prenylcysteine oxidase activity.